GGCGGCCAGCGGGGCUGGUCCCUCCCGCUCUCCCCGAACCUGUCCGCCGGGGCCGGGAAGACCGAGGAGAGGAGGAAAAGGAAAAAGCUGUGCGGGGCUCGCUUGGCCUCCGGCAGCCGGCCGGGCCCGUGUCCGAGCGGGACGGGCCCGUGCGGGUCCGCUCGUGGCUCUUUCACGGAGUCUGGAGAAGGGAAGGCUGAGAGGGAAUGCCGCCAAUCCAUACAAACGCCUCCGAGGGUGCCAGAGGAUGGUGCCAGGCUCUGUUCCGUGCUGCCAGGGACAGGGUGGGGAGCAGUGGCCAUAAAAUAAACCACACCGAGUUCCAGCCCAGCAGGAGGAAGAGCUUCUGUCCAUGGCGGGGCAGAGGCCUGGAACAGCUGCCCAGGGAGGGCCUGGAGUGUCCCUCUCUGGAGACAUCCCGAGGCCAGCUGGACACGUUCCUAUGCCACUGCUCCAGGGGACCCUGCCUGGGGCUGGGCAGGGGCUUGGGCUGGCAGAUUCAGUUUACUCUGCAGGUAUCCUGCAGCAUGGCAGGUGAAGAAGACUUCUUUUUGGAGGAGAAAAGAUUCAAGCAGUACUGUGAAGACUUUGUUAAACAUUCGCAGCAGAUAGGAGAUGGCUGGGAGUGGAGAACUAGCAAGGACCUUGGUGAUGGUUAUCUUAGUAAGACACACUUCCAAGUAAGAAAUAGACACAUCCCACCAGACCUUGAGGAGAAAAACAAUGAUAACACUGAACCAACGUUAUUUGCACAUGUUGAAAUAUCUGCAAUAGAGAGCUUGUCACUUAGAUCUUUGUUUCAGCCUGAGGAGGAGCCUUUGGAUGAUUCUCAGGCCACUGGAGUUGGCAGCACAGAAGAAGUGGUUCGCUAUGAGUACCAUGUGCUGUACUCCAGCAGCUACCAAGUGCCUGUGCUGUAUUUCAGAGCAUGCUUUUUGGAUGGAAGGCCUUUAACUCUGGAUGAAAUAUGGGAAAGUGUUCAUGCAUCCUACCAGGCUCGUCUGCAGGAGGGGCCCUGGGACACUAUUACACAGCAGGAGCACCCCAUCCUCGGGCAGCCUUUCUUUGUUCUGCACCCCUGCCGAACCAAUGAAUUCAUCUCUGCUGUGCUGGGUAGCUCACAGAAACACCACAGACACACAAAUUACAUCAUACUGUGGCUCAGUACUGUAGGCCCAGUUGUGGGCCUGAAUCUGCCUCUGAGUUACGCAAAGCUGGCACCCGAGCAGAGCACAGACACUGACUCGGUUGAAAGAGCCCAGAGCUGAAGGACUGGUGGUGGUUAGACUGUGAUGAAGCUGCUGCAGACUUCCCUGGGGAUGAAGGUGAAGGAUCCUUCCUGGCUGGUCAGCCAUGGCAGUGUGGAAAUGAUUGCUCAUGGCCCUUUCUCUGGCCAGAACUCAGCACUGAUGAUGGUGGGAGUUGGCUGCAGUUGUGGUAAUGCCUCCCCAGCACCACCCAGCCCUGACCCCCUUGUGACUGCACUGGCCCUUGAAGUGGCUCAUGUCCUGCCUGCUGUGCCUGUGCCCUUGGUGAGGCUGCACACAGAUGCACGAGCCAGAGCCGAGCUGCUGCAUCUACUGAACCUAUCUUUAGAAAAUCUGCACCGUCUGUGGGGCAGAAAAUGCAAUAUAAACAGAGAAAUGCUUGUGGGACGUGGUGUGAGCUUGUGGCAGUCAGAGUACGGGCUGAGACUGCGUCACCUGGGAACCACCUUCUCCAGCAGAGCCUGGUGAGGGCCCACCCCCAUGUUCCCCACCCCACAGAACAUCCUCAUCCCGGGAGUAUCCCAGGCACGGCACGCAUCAGGGAGCAAACGGGGUCGGGACUGUGACAAACAGAGCCCUUGGAGUCUGCAGCUGAGAGAGCACGUCCAGCUCUGGAGCUCAGGUGCCUGGAGCAGCCGUGGGGAACAUCUGGCUCUGCCGUGCUCCGCUGCCUGCGAGGGAAUCUGUGCCCCGUGGGAGCUGCUGCUGUUCCCAAUUAGUGUUUCUCAUUGUACUUGUGGUUGUUCACAAGUUUGCUCCCUACCCUGCACUGCUUCUGUAGCCUCCCCUGACAGCUGUUGAUUUUUGGGGAAUUGCCUGGUGGUGCUGCCACCGACAGCCAGAUUACAAGGAACUUCCCUACCACCCAUCCUGGCUUCUCUCCCAAUCCCAUUUUAUUAGCAGUAUAAAACAGAGCCUGAGCAGCUGAGAUGGAACCACAGAUUUCACUUUGUACAUUCAGCAGUUGUCAGUUGCACACAGAGUCCAGUGCGUGCCACAUCCGUGUGAAAUGCAUCCAGAUUCUGGUUUUUCAGAUGAUGUUUUUACCUUCCAUUACUUGUCAUUGGUGGACAUGGAAUACAGAGUGCAGUCCUUCACAUUCCAUUGGUGCAGAGUUUGUUUGCCAGUCAUUUGGAAUUAAUAAUGAAAGCACAUAAUUUAUUUUGUUCAGGGUCAUAACAACCUGAAAAGCCGUUUCUUCUGUGUAAGAUUUACAAAAUAUGGCCCACAGCUACAUUGAUUUUUUUGACACUUUUGGUAAGACAUGCUUGAUAAUUGCAUCCACAGCCCAUUUUUAAAUUUAAGUGAGACUUACACAGUAGGAAAAACCAACAGAAAGAGGUAACAGCAGGUUUAAGAGCUGUUAAAUGUUCACCUUUGUUCUGUGAUCUUCACUUGUCAUACCCUGAAACAGAAGAGUAGAAGCACUCAGCCCUCAAAAUGUGGAAUUUAUAUGUAAAGGGGAAUAAAUAUUUUUAUUUGACAUGGGAAAAUUCUCAACAUCCAUUACUUUCUACCUUAAUUUAGCAUUUGUAAACAAGGAGGAGGAUUACUUGAACAGGGUCCUGCAGACUGUACUGCGCUCAGGAUUUCCUCUCUCAGGGACAGCCCCAGGCCGUUGUCACAGUCCUGUCCCGGGGGUCACUGGGGUAUCCUACAGCCACACAUUCCCUUGGCUGGGCACUCCAGCUGCUCCCAGAUUCUGGCGCUGUCUCUGCCUUGCUUCCUCCCUGCUGAAAAGGUCCCUCCAAACCCCUCCUCAGUGCCUCAGACAGGGGCUGAUGAUGAGGACCAUGAAAUGGGAGAGCAAACAGAGCAUUCGCUGCCCUGCCACGACUCUGAACCUCCUAACACCACAAACAACGAGGUGACAGCGCAGUGUCAUCAUCAGUAUCCAUGUUUCCCUGAAAUUUGCCUGGAACACCAAAAUUCAGCUCGGUUAGUACAAAUACAUGGGGGUUAGAUACAGGAACAAAUACAGGGUAACAUAAAUAUUUGGGACCAAGGAGAUAAAUAAGCCUGUUUGGAUAUCUCCUUUUUAAUGGCUGGGGUGGGAGGUAGGCACCCAGUUUCUCAUUUAUAUUUAUACCUUAAUGACUUUAUCUUAAAGAAUUUUUAUGUACAAAAAUCAUACGUAUAUGUUUUUUUAAAUCAA
Messenger RNA from Corvus hawaiiensis (hawaiian crow), 3423 nucleotides. RefSeq names its product autophagy related 10 (gene ATG10). Gene Ontology annotation, biological process: protein modification by small protein conjugation; macroautophagy; protein lipidation. The coding region runs from base 207 to 1268 and encodes 353 amino acids. Gene Ontology annotation, molecular function: Atg12 transferase activity. Gene Ontology annotation, cellular component: intracellular anatomical structure. The transcript is spliced from 9 exons. NCBI's taxonomy places the organism in Eukaryota, Metazoa, Chordata, Aves, Passeriformes, Corvidae. The record is from RefSeq and is a predicted model, not a curated record.